This is a messenger RNA of Pelobates fuscus (common spadefoot toad), 4817 nucleotides long. RefSeq lists its product as uncharacterized. Bases 198 to 4601 code for a protein of 1467 amino acids. NCBI's taxonomy places the organism in Eukaryota, Metazoa, Chordata, Amphibia, Anura, Pelobatidae. Gene Ontology annotation, biological process: proteolysis; complement activation; response to bacterium. Gene Ontology annotation, molecular function: serine-type endopeptidase activity. The record is from RefSeq and is a predicted model, not a curated record. Gene Ontology annotation, cellular component: extracellular exosome; extracellular region; classical-complement-pathway C3/C5 convertase complex. The transcript has 27 exons.
CCUCAGAGGGUGCAGAGACAGUCAAACAGCAGGAGAGAGAAGGUGUGUGUGAAAGUGAGUGCUGGUGAGAGUGUGGACAUUAUACAGGGAGAAUUUCAUUUCUAUUUGAGAGAUUUUUUAUUUAUUGGAAAAAAAAAAACAUAUUAAUCCAGUAUUGGAGAAUUGCUGUAUAGUCUUCCCAGACAUCACGGUCUGCAAUGAAGAUGCUUCUCAUACUCCUUUUCAUCCAUGUAGCGGCUUCCAUUCCUGCUUAUAGGGCAAACUGUAAUCUCGAUAAAAUACAAAUUUCUGGAGGUAGUUACAGUGUAAAUGAAGAUGGUAAUGUCGUCACAUACAGCUGCCCCAGUGGAAUGUACCCCCACCCAGGAACCAUACGAGAGUGCCUGAGUUAUGGAUGGACAAAACAGAAUGCAAAGUUUGUCUGCAAAAACAUUCGCUGUCCCAGUCCUGCAAUGUUUGACAAUGGAGAGUAUCACCCCAACAAACCUUUAUACAAUAUCGGAGAUGUUCUUCAAUUUGAGUGCUGGUCAGGAUUUGAAUUGAAAGGGUCAGUAAACCGUACUUGUCAAGUGAAUGGAAAAUGGAGUGGAAAAACAGCUAUCUGUGAGGACAAUGGUGGAUACUGUCCUAACCCUGGAGUCCCGAUUGGCACCACUAAAACGGGAAUUUCUUAUGGAGUGGAAAACAAAGUGUUUUACAAGUGUAGUCAAGGAUUCGAUAUGUUUGGGUCAAGUGUGAGAGAAUGCACAGAGGACAAGUAUUGGUCUGGCACGGAACCUUCAUGCAGGGAGUGGUACACAUUUGACACACCAGAGGAAGUGGCCGAGAUGUUCUCUGCUACCCUGGCAGCUAAUAUUGAAGCGGCUGACCCAGAUAAAGAAGGGAAAGAUAUCAGCAAACGAAAACUUCAUGUAAAGAAGGUAUAUCCCAUGAAUAUAUUUAUUAUCCUGGAUGCAUCAAAAAGUGUUAAAGAAGAAGACUUUAAUACUGCCAAGCAGAGCAGCAUAACGUUCAUAGAGAAGGUUUCCAGCUUUGAUAUCGAACCCCGAUACGCAAUUAUCUCUUAUGCUUCUGAGGCAAUCCCAGUUGUCCGUCUGUCUGAUGAAGAGAGUGUGGAAGCAGAUAAAGUGAUAGAGAAACUGUAUGAGUUUAAGUAUGGAGCCCAUGGAGAUAUGAAGGGAACUAACACCAGAUCUGCCUUUCGUAGUCUAUAUGAGAUGUUGGUUUUGCAGGAGCUGAGAGAGAAAGCUCAAUUCAUGAAGAUCCGAAAUGUCAUUCUGCUCUUGACAGAUGGAAAGUAUAAUAUGGGUGGAGAUCCUAAGGUGGAGCUAGAGAAAAUCAAACUUUUCCUGGAAAUUGGAAAAUCACGGGAAGACUUUCUGGAUGUGUAUGUCUUUGGUUUGGGGGACGGUACCGAUAACAACGAGUUGAACGUUCUUUCAUCAAAGAAGCCUAAUGAACAGCACACGUUCCGCCUGCAGAAUAUAGACCACAUGAAGAAGGCGUUUGACAGCAUAAUAGGUACAAAUAAUAUUGAUACUUCAGCCAAGUCAUUUAUCAGCAUGUCUAACCAGUCUACACAAGGAGAUGAUUUGUCGGUGGCCAGCACUCCACUCAGAUCAGGCUCACAGAGACGUACCGAUCCACCAAGUCCAGCUUCCAGCUAUCGGUCCUGGACUAUCCCCAAGAUCACCUCUGAACUUAAAAGAAGGAACAUUCCUUUCCCGGCUACAGCCAGGAAAGCUGAACUGUUUAGACUAUUAAACAUUACUGAUGACAACGAGAGGCCAGGCCCUAGUACGGUUUUCAAUGUGCAAAAUAGCCUGGCAGAAUUACACAAUAUGAUGACCUCCCUUGUUUCCUCGGUAGCAACAAUUAACAAUAGGUUAGAUAAUCUUGAGGCAAACAGUAUCACGACCGUUCCAGAAGUUCCCGUGCCAGCUACUGAGCCCACACCUAACUUAGGUAAAGAUAACCCUCUACCAACUAGUAGAGCCACCAAUAUCAUUAACCCUAUUCACCUCAUUCCUCAGUCCCUAAGACGAGACAUUAUAGAGGGGAAGGACGUAAAUCUAGCAUCACUACUGAUUGCUUCACAAGACGUGGUAGAAAACAGGGCCUAUACCUUCGAGGACCUGUCAGUAGUGAUGAAAUCUAGAGACCCGAGACUUAAUAGGAAACUCAAUAUCCCCGAGUUUGUCCUCGCAUUUGGCUUAUACAGAGAUGUCAUCUGUACAACUUUCCCACUAAGGAGAGAGGAGCUUGACUUGUAUCUUCAUAAAGUGAUUGAAUUAGCAUACAAGUACGGCGGCUACGCAUUUUACGACUAUCACAAGUCAUUUUCUUCAAGAUCCGCUGCUUCUCUCUCCCAAUACAAUACCAUUACUGAUUGGGCACAGCUAGACACAGAGUUGUUCCUGAUGCAUUUUGCAGGUCUUAAAACCCCGUCCUGCGCUAUAUGCUCAUCUGCUGCUCAUUCAGUUAACUUCUGUCCAGAGAACGUAGCGACCCCUUCUACCAGUAACGCAAAUUCUGGUUAUCAAUCUAACACUUCACAGAGGGAAGUGAAAGACAAACUGGGAUUUACUAAUGGGUUCCACACAGGCUUCGUGUCACUCCCCACAGGGGUUUUAGAAUGCCCCAACUUGCAGUCGGCACUCACAGACCCAGACAGUAUAUGCGAACUGUUACACAAAGAAAUUUCAAAUGGUUUUAUGAUAGGCCCAUUCUCUACUCCUCCUUUCACUUCCUGGAGGACAAACCCACUAGGUAUCGCCACAGGCAAAUACAACAACAAAAAGCGUUUGAUCAUUGACUUCUCUGCUCCACACUCGUCCCCAACUCCUAGCCUUAAUGCUCUGAUUCCUUCAGAGGACUUUUCCCUGCAAUACGCCAGGAUUGACGAUGCCAUCCAAGCAAUAAUUCAUGCCGGCAGGGCGGCUUGGUUAAAUAACACACCAGAGGAAGUGGCUGAGAUGUUCUCUGCUACCCUGGCAGCUAAUAUUGAAGCGGCUGACCCAGAUAAAAAAGGGGAAGAUAUCAGCAAACGAAAACUUCGUAUAAAGAAGGGAGAUCCCAUGAAUAUAUUUAUUAUCCUGGAUGCAUCAAAAAGUGUUAAAAAAGAAGACUUUAAUACUGCCAAGGAGAGCAGCAUAACGUUCAUAGAGAAGGUUUCCAGCUUUGAUAUCAAACCCCGAUACGCAAUUAUCUCUUAUGCUUCUGAGGCAAUCCCAGUUGUCCGUCUGUCUGACGAAGAGAGUCUGGAAGCAGAUAAAGUGAUAGACAAACUGGAUGAGUUUAAGUAUGGAGCCCAUGGAGAUAUGAAGGGAACUAACACCAGAUCUGCCUUUCGUAGUCUAUAUGAGAUGUUGGUUUUGCAGGAGCUGAGAGAGAAAGCUCAAUUCAUGAAGACCCGAAAUGUCAUUCUGCUCUUUACAGAUGGAAAGUAUAAUAUGGGUGGACAUCCUAAGGUGGAGCUAGACAAAAUCAAACUUUUCCUGGAAAUUGGAAAACCACGGGAAGACUUUCUGGAUGUGUAUGUCUUUGGUUUGGGGGACGGUACCCAUAACAACGAGUUGAACGUUCUUGCAUCAAAGAAGCCUAAUGAACAGCACACGUUCCGCCUGCAGAAUAUAGACCACAUGAAGAAGGCGUUUGACAGCAUAAUAGGUGAGACAGACGCUAUGGAUAUGUGCGGACUCAACAAAGAGAUUAUAGAUGACGUUUUUAAUAAUCCAAAUACUGAUGAAAAUAAGAAGAAAACUCUUGUCAAUGAGAAGUUCCCUUGGAUUGCUAAAAUCACCAUAACUCGUCCUGGGUCUCAAGAAACUUGCAAAGGAUCAAUUUUGACCAAAAACUUUAUCCUGACGGCUGCGCACUGCUUCCAUUUUGAUGAAGAAACAAAGCAUAUCAACGUGCAAGUUGGGACUGAAAGCCUGCCGGUCAAAAACCUUUACCGACAUCCUCAGUUUGACCGAAAUGCCAAGAAGGAUAAAAACAUAAACAGUACAUUUGACUAUGAUGUCGCACUUCUCGAACUAGGUCGGAAGAUUUCCUAUUCAUCAACAGCCAGACCCAUCUGCAUUCCCUGCACUAAAAGCUCAUCGUGGGCCUUAAGGAUGAAGGGAGAACAUAUAACAUGCAAAGAUCAUAAGGACUUUUUAUUUAAGGAAGAGCAGAUCAAGUCACUAUUUAUAGCGGAGGAAGACAAGAAAUUAAUGGAGCAGAAGGAUGUGACAAUAAAGUCAGGAAAUACGAGGUUGGCCUGCCUCCGAGCUACAGAACAAGUCAAGGAAUUCAAGGAUAUAGCUGACAUUCGUGACAUGGUGACUGAUCAGUUCCUCUGCACAGGGGGGACAGAUCCACAUGUGGAACCCCCAACAUGUAAAGGAGAUUCUGGUGGUCCCCUGAUCAUUGAAUAUAAAAAACGAUACAUUCAGGUAGGAAUUAUAAGCUGGGGAUCUGUGAACCAUUGUAUUGGCACCAAAAGGAAAACAACUCCUGUCCCAGAACUUUCCCGGGAUUUCCAUAUCAGCAUUUUGUCCAUGCUGCCCUGGAUAGAGAAGACUGUGACAGAAGAACUUACCUACCUUCCCAAAUGAACACCAUGAUCUUGGACAUCCGGGUGACUCUGUGAUGGAAGGAAUGAAAAUGGAGCCAUGUACUUUCUUUUUAUAAAACGGCUUCCAAAAAAUCUAUAUUUUGUGCUUAUGACAUAUGUAGUAACAAUUUAAUAGUCACUUACAGUUUUGCCAGUAAAAGGUAUGUGAGCUCAAUUGUAUAUAAAAUUAUAAUAAAAAUAAUUGGUUAUAAAUAAA